CGUCGAGCUCGACAUUUUAAUUCCUCUUUUGAUCAAGAGAUGACUCACUCUUCUCCUCUUCUCUCCCAUAAACCUUAAAAGCCAUUUCCACGAUCUGCUUAGGGUUUCCCCCCUCUCUCCCCCAAAUCUCCCAUGGCUGCUUUCAAUUUCUCCAUCUCUUCUUGAUUCUCUCUCAGAAUAAGAGUCUUAGAUUUGUUGUGUGUUCAUCAUUCCAUUGGGGGGGAAGAGAGAUAGAGAGAGAGAGAAAUGUGUUGAAUUGGUUUGUGUUGGUGUUGGUGGAGGAAAGAGAGAGAGAGAGAGGUUAAGAAGAAGAAAAAAUGAAUGUGAGCCAUGCAUCGGUUCAUCCAGUGGAAGAUCCUCCAGCAGCAGCUACAGAAGUUAUUAACCCGCCGAGGGUGAGGAUGGAUGAUAUGGAAGGCAUGCCUGGAACACUACUUGGACUUGCUCUUCGUUUCUUUCAGUUCUUGUUUGCUGCUGCUUCUCUCUCUGUUAUGGCUACUACUAGUGAUUUCCCUUCCGUUACCGCCUUUUGCUACCUGGUUGCAGCUACUGGUCUGCAGAGCUUGUGGAGUCUUACACUAGCCAUGGUUGACGUCUAUGCUAUUAUGGUCAAACGUUCACUACAGAACCGUCGUCUUGUGAGCUUGUUUGCAAUCGGUGAUGGGGUUACAUCGACGCUGACUUUUGCAGCGGCUUGUGCAUCGGCAGGCAUAACGGUUCUGAUAGACAACGAUCUAAAUAGCUGCGGACAAAACCAUUGUGUUCAGUUUGAAACAUCAACAGCAUUAGCCUUCAUAAGCUGGUUUGCUGCUUUGCCCUCUUUUCUCUUCAACUUCUGGUCUCUUGCAUCUCGUUGACACGACCGCUGUUCAGCAAGAUGCGUUUUCAUGGUGUGUUUUUCAGUGUAUAGUAACUGAUUUUUCUUCUUCUUUCUUCGUUUUGGGGGGUUGGAACCAACUUUCUUCAAACCCAAUACUGGGAAACUGGGAAUUGUUUUGUACUUGUAGAACCUUAUUCAUCUUGUUGUUGUACACUGACAAGAUUCGGUCGGCUUUGUACUUUGAUUGAAGAAAUCUAAGUUCUCAAAUGCUUCAUCAAGCUCCUAGUACUUGGAGGCUUGGAGCAUUAUUAAAA
Molecule: messenger RNA, 1134 nt
Organism: Camelina sativa (false flax)
Lineage: Eukaryota; Viridiplantae; Streptophyta; Magnoliopsida; Brassicales; Brassicaceae
Source: RefSeq, a predicted model, not a curated record